Messenger RNA from Neopelma chrysocephalum (saffron-crested tyrant-manakin), 615 nucleotides. Its product is annotated as G protein-activated inward rectifier potassium channel 3-like. The record is from RefSeq and is a predicted model, not a curated record. Gene Ontology annotation, biological process: regulation of monoatomic ion transmembrane transport; potassium ion import across plasma membrane. The annotation marks the transcript as partial. Gene Ontology annotation, cellular component: plasma membrane. The transcript has a single exon. NCBI's taxonomy places the organism in Eukaryota, Metazoa, Chordata, Aves, Passeriformes, Pipridae. Gene Ontology annotation, molecular function: inward rectifier potassium channel activity.
GUCCCCGCAGCCGCUGACCCCGAUGGCUCAGGACAACGCCGCCUUCUGCGGGGUCCCCGAGGGGGUCCCGGCCGGGGGGGACGCCCCCGGUGACCCCAAACCCCCUCCCCACCCCGCCCCUCCCGCGCCCCCCAAACGCCGCCCGCCGUGGGGGGCCGGGGGGGCCCGGGGGGCUCGGAAGCGGCAGCGCUACGUGGAGAAGGACGGGAGGUGCAACGUCCAGCACGGGAACGUGCGCGAGACCUACCGCUACCUCACCGACAUCUUCACCACCCUCGUGGACCUCAAGUGGCGCUUCAGCCUCCUCAUCUUCAUCCUGGCCUACGCACUCACCUGGCUCUUCUUCGGCCUCAUCUGGUGGGUCAUCGCCUACAGCCGGGGGGACCUGGAGCACCUGGGGGACCACGCGUGGACCCCCUGCGUCAACAACCUCAACGGCUUCGUGUCGGCCUUCCUGUUCUCCAUCGAGACCGAGACCACCAUCGGCUACGGACACAGGGUCAUCACUGACACCUGUCCUGAGGGCAUCGUGCUGCUCCUGCUGCAGGUGAGUCCCAUGGGCACAGGGUCAUCACUGACACCUGUCCCGAGGGCAUCGUGCUGCUCCUGCUACAG